This is a messenger RNA of Anopheles aquasalis, 5964 nucleotides long. RefSeq lists its product as uncharacterized. NCBI's taxonomy places the organism in Eukaryota, Metazoa, Arthropoda, Insecta, Diptera, Culicidae. Gene Ontology annotation, biological process: proteolysis; peptide catabolic process. The record is from RefSeq and is a predicted model, not a curated record. Gene Ontology annotation, molecular function: zinc ion binding; peptide binding; metalloaminopeptidase activity. Gene Ontology annotation, cellular component: cytoplasm; membrane.
CCUAAAAGUGUACUGGCUGUGGAUGGUGGUGGUAGGGGACAGCUCGAGGAUCCUGUUAAGAAUUUUAUUUUGUGAUAAAAGACGAAACCGUGUAAUCGUUUGCCGUUCGAACUUGUGCCAUUUGCAGAAUGUUGCGUAAAGUGAUGUGGUGCAUUGUUGCCUGCACCGUAAUAGCUAGCGUGCAGUGGGGCCAAGGAAGCUGUAGCCCGCUAAUUCCGCCGGAGGACCUAUCGUCGGCGGCAGCAACACUUCGUGCCCAACCGGAGGAGUAUCGGCUGACAGAUGAUAUCGUGCCAUCGCAUUACGAUAUCGAAAUCAAACCCUACUUCGAACAGCAACCGAACCGAUCGGCAUUCUCGUUCGAUGGUAGCACCACGAUAACGGUUACUGCGGCCGCGGAGAAUCUUACACAGAUCAAACUGCAUACGUCGAACCUCGACCUACUGUCGGUGAACGUACUGCGCAAGAGCAAUAGCUCCCCGGUUCCGUUGGCCAAUCGAACGUACGAUGAGGAAACGGAGGUACUGACGCUCAAUCUUGGCACGGCGCUGCUUCGGAACGUGGAGUAUCUGCUCGUCUUUUCCUACGUCGGCCAGAUGGAGGAAGAUAUGCGUGGAUUCUACCGCAGCUACUAUACGGUGAACGGGGCAAAGGUGUGGCUGGGAACGACACAGUUCGAACAAAUGGAGGCUCGCAAAGCGUUCCCGUGUUUCGAUGAACCCAAGUUCAAGUCACGAUUUGAUCUGAAGAUCGUCUAUCAAUACCCGAAGUACAAUGCCUACGCAAACACACCGAUGGUGCGAAAUGAUUCCCUGGGCAACGGUCUAUACCGGGCAACGUUUGCCACCACCCCGGUCAUGUCCACGUAUCUGCUGGCCUUUAUCGUCGCACCGUACGAGAAGGCCGGUGUCGAGCCGGUUCCAAUUCUUGCCCGACCUGAAGCUAUCAAUCAAACUGUGUACGCUUCUAGUGAAGGUAUGAAGCUGCUGCGGCACCUCGGCACCUGGAUUGACUAUCCAUUCGACGAUGUACCGGAAAUCAAGAGCAUGUCGAUGGCGGCCAUCCCGGAUUUUGCGGCGGGUGCGAUGGAAAACUGGGGCCUAAUUACGUACCGCGAGUCAGCGUUGCUGUACGUGCCGGAUGAAGCCACUAGUCUGCAGCAACAGCGCAUUGCCACCAUCAUCUCGCACGAACUCGCGCACCAGUGGUUCGGUAAUCUGGUCACGUGCGAAUGGUGGAACGUAACCUGGCUCAACGAAGGCUUUGCCACCUACCUUGAGUACUUUGGAACCGAUUCGGCCGAACCAAGCUGGGAGCUAGGCCACCAGUUCAUCGUCGAUAAGCUGCAGAGCGCCAUGCAGAUGGAUGGUUGGCCAGAAACGCACCCUAUGACACAUCCGGUCUAUACAAAGACUCAGGCGGCCGCCAUAUUUGAUGCGAUUUCGUACAACAAAGGAGGUGUGGUGCUGAGAAUGAUGGAACACUACCUGACGAGUGUCGUGUUUCAGACGGCACUGCGUGAUUACGUCAAGGAGCGUGCCUUUAAGACGGCCCAACCGGAGGACCUAUUCAGAGCAUUCGAUCGGCACAAUGCCAAUGCUAGCGAGUACAUCAAACCCUGGACCACACAGCCCGGCUAUCCACUGGUUACCGUCAGUAGUGAUCCGGAAGGAUUUAAGCUCACCCAGCGCCGUUUCCUGUACAAUGACACAGCCGAUAGCAACGAAGUCACGACGUGGCCACUGCCCAUUACCUACGCCACCAGCGAGCAGGAGUUCGCCCACACAAAGCCAACGAUCAUCACGAGUCCAAGCUUUCAAAUUAAGCUAGCCAAUGCAAGCGAGCUGCCGUACUUUGUACUCAACAACCAGCAAGCGUUCUACUAUCGGGUCAACUACGACGAAGAACUGUGGACAAAGAUUGGAAAUGCUUUGCGAAGCGAGCGUUUCGGUGGUAUUCACUUGCUCAACCGGGCGCAAAUUGUGGACGAUCUGUUCAAUCUUGCCCGUGCUGACAUUGUGGGCUAUGAGCGGGCACUCGAUCUGUUGGACUAUCUUCGCAAGGAAACCGAGUUCCUGCCCUGGCUGGCCGCAGCCAAUGGUCUGUCGAUGCUUUCCCUGAAGAUCCAUGAAGAAGAUGAAGCACUAUUCACGAAUUACGUGUUGGAUCUGUUCGCUGAAGCCUACGAGCUGGUGAAAUUCCAAGAGCCCACCAGCUCUGAACGUCGAGUACAUACUUAUCUGCGCCGCCUUGUCCUAGACUGGAGCUGCCGGUACGGACACGAAGGCUGUAGUAAGGAGGCACUGAGAGAGUUUGAGAAGUUCCGCCUUAAUCCCGAAACUACCAAGGUACAUCCAGAUAUUCGUCAGACGGUGUACUGUGAGGGUGUGCGGCGUGGUACGAGCGAACAAUAUAGCUUCCUACUGAACCGUUACCUUAGCACGAACGUUGCCACCGAACAGCAGAUGGCACUACAGGGGCUGAGUUGUGCGACGCGAGAGCCACUGAUUCAUCAAUUCUUGAACCUUACUAGCUCGGAUGAUGUACGACAGCAGGACAAGAGCACUGCACUAUCACUUCUAUUGGGUAAUCCAAGCUCCCUACCAGCUGUGGUAUCUUAUCUGACGGAACACCAUGGCCGUUGGGCGGAUGCUCACGGUUCGUAUCGGUAUGUUGGGCAAGCAUUCCAAGGAAUACUGGUCCGAACGAAGAGCGCUGCGCUGAGGGAUACCAUCCGAACAUUCGCUCAAACGAACGAACAUGUCCUUGGACCGGAAGCGUACAAAAUGAUCCUGAAUGGAUUGGAGGAGUAUGAGCUAAAUGAGCAGUUUAUUCUUAAUCAUCGUAAUGGUAUCAGUGCGUUCCUGAAACGGAAAGAUCGUAGCGCCGCUCCGGUGACUGCGGCCAGCACCAUCGGAUUGGUGUCGUGCUUGGCUCUGUUGAUCAUCGGUAGAUUGUUCACCACUCCCCAUUAUCGCCGUCAAGCUGAGGGAGCGUCUUCUAUAAAAGCGGAAUCGCGGAGCGAUGAGCUACUCAGUUUAGGGCAGAGCAUUUUUGGCCCUCGUAGUAGCAGUAACGACAGGAUGAGAUUAGUGGACAAGUUGGUACUGGUGGCCAUCGUUGCCUGUGGUUGUAUUGUUGUCUCGCAGUCGAGCCCACUAGAUCCGGACCGGUAUCUGCUGGUUGAGGCUGAACCACGGGCUGCUCUCGAGGACUAUCGGCUGAAUGAAGAUGUGUGGCCUUCGCACUAUGACAUCGAGAUCACACCAUACUUCGCCGAUGAAGGAACCAAAAAGGCAUUCACGUUUGAUGGCAGAGCAUCGAUAAGGGUCAAAACGACGCUCACCGGUAUCAGUACCAUCAAGCUGCACAUGGCUCGAAUGGAAAUCACCCAGUGGAGCAUUACACGCGUACAGAAUGGUGCUGAUGUCCCACGGAAUCCAGAGGCUUACGAUCCGGAAACGGAAAUUCUUACCCUUACGGUGCCAUCACCCCUCACCCCGAACGAAGAGUAUCUGCUGAACUUUGUGUACAUUGGCAAUAUGGAUGAGGAUAUGCAUGGGUUCUAUCGUAGCUACUAUCUCGAGAACGGACAGAAAGUUUGGAUGGGUUCUACUCAGUUUCAGCAAACGCAUGCUCGGCGAGCAUUCCCAAGUUUUGAUGAACCACGCUACAAGGCGACAUGGUCGAUAAAGAUCAUUCACACUGCCCAGUACAACGUGUUCUCCAACACGCCAAUUAUUAGCGCGAUAUCGAAUGGCGCAGGAAGAACCAUCACGACGUUUGCUAAAACUCCCGUCAUGUCGAGCUAUCUCGUAGCAUUCGUCGUGGCACCCUACCAAAUAACAUCCCGGGACGAGAUGGGUAUUCUGGCCCGUCCGCAAGCCCAAAACCAGACCGCCUACAGUUUGGACGUUGGAUUGAAGCUGCUGCGUGCAUUGGGUGAUAUGGUCGGCUAUCCUUAUACCAGUGUACCGGAAAUGACGCGCAUGUAUAUGGCCGCCAUACCCGACUUUUCGGCCGGUGCCAUGGAAAACUGGGGUCUAUUGACCUAUCGUGAGACCAACAUUCUCUACAGACCGGACGAUUCGACCAGCUUGCAACAGCAACGCAUUGCCGCCGUCAUCUCGCACGAAAUCGCCCACCAGUGGUUCGGAGAUCUACUUACAUGCGAAUGGUGGGAUGUAACCUGGCUCAAUGAAGGCUUUGCCCGGUACUUCCAGUACUUCGGAACGCAGCUUGUUGAGCAGAACUGGGAACUGGAGCAUCAGUUUGUGGUGGAGCAGCUGCAGGGUGUGAUGCAGAUGGACAGUCUAAGGAACACGCGUCCAAUGACACACCCAGUCUACACGCAGGCUCAGGCUAGUGGUGUCUUCGAUAACAUCUCGUACAAUAAGGGAGCCGUAAUGCUGCGACUCCUCGAGCACUUGCUAACUCCCGAACGAUUCCGAACGGCUUUGCGAGAGUACGUUCGGGACAACGCCUACCGUGCAGUACGUCCGGACGAUUUCUUCACCGUCCUGAAUCGCUUCGAGGCGACGGUCAAGAUGCACCUGGAACCCUGGACGGUACAAGGUGGAUACCCGCUAGUUACUGUCACCAGCACUGAUAAAGGAUUCACGCUGACGCAACGGCGUUUCCUGGUGAACGAGCUGACUCACAACGAUAAUACCCUCUGGUCUCUGCCCAUCACUUAUGCCACCAAGGCAGCGGACUUUGCCAACACGCAGCCCUCGUUCCACGAGGGUGCAACGAUAACGCUAGAAGUUGCCGGUGCCGCCGAUGCGCCAUACUUCAUCCUCAACAAUCAGCAGGUUGGCUACUAUCGGGUAAACUACGAUGCUGGACUUUGGGCAAAGAUUAGCAAGGCUCUGCAUAGCGAAGGCUUCGGUGGUAUCCACGUGCUCAACCGGGCGCAACUGGUGGACGAUCUGUUUAACCUGGCCCGUGGUGAUGUCGUUCCGUACGGAACGGCGCUCGACAUUCUCGAGUAUUUGAAGGAAGAGACCGAAUAUGCUCCCUGGUUGGCAGCGGUCAAUGGACUUACCACUUUGGCCCGUCGUGUGCACGAGGAAGAUGAGCAACUGUUCAAGCACCACAUUUUGGAUAUUUUCGGCAAAGUGUACGGCGUAGUGAAGUUCCAGGCUCCGGCCACCGGUGAACGACGCGUCCACACCUAUCUGCGACAGAACGUGCUGCAGUGGGCUUGCAACUAUGGACACGAGGAAUGUAGUGAAGCGGCUGUUAAGGAAUUUGAGAGUUUCUUCCAGAAUCCUACAGUCAAAGUAAAUCCCGAUCUGCGCCAGGUCGUCUAUUGCGAGGGCAUCCGCAAGGGAACGAGACAACAUUUUGAGUUCCUGUGGAACCAAUAUCUUACUAGCAACAUGGCCACGGAGCAGAUUCUGAUCCUCCAAGGUCUGGGUUGUGCAUCUUCGAAGGAAUUGGUCAAUAUUAUGUUGGAUGCCAUUACGACCGAGAACAUCAGGCCGCAGGACAAAAGCAACGCGUACACGUACGUUAUUAACAACGCAUACACUCUGCCCCACGUGUCAGCGUAUCUGCAGCAGAACCACGCCAUUUGGGCCGCAGCGCACGGCAGCUAUUUGAAUGUAGCAUCGGCAUUCAACAACCUGCUCGCUCGUUUGAAGAACGACGCAGAGAAGAACAAGAUCAGCUCGUUCAUUGAGACUAACAAGGCUGUGCUUGGUACGGCAGCAUACGAUUCUAUCAAGCAAGGACUGGACGAUUACGAAACCAACAAACAGUUCACGACGAAGAACCGCGAUGAAAUUCGCGACUUCCUGAAGAAGAAAGCAGAUGGUGGAGCUGCCACUGUGCUCACUAACGUUUCGUUGAUCGUCGGUUUGGUUGUGUUUGCUCUUUCGCGCCAGUAACGCACAACGAACGCAGCAUAACAGAGAUUAUGGCUACAUAUCCAAAAUAAACUGGUCAUAAACAUAUUAA